AUGAACACAAUUAAGGCUGUCAUAUUGGGCAUUCCUUCAAGGCAGUUAGAAACAGUUUUCGCAUUCAUUUCAAGUGCCGAUUAUGGCGUUUUAAGUAAAGAAGACAGCAACAAAAUGCAAAAAAUUCUAAAAAAUUAUAAGAUGCUUACUUCCCCCCUACGCGAGUGAACAAAACCAUUAGAAAAAUCGCUAUUUUUGCCCAAAAACCCACCCUCCGCUAGUGAACAAAAAUUUUUUUAAUAUAUGGAGAAAAAAUUUGAUAUAUAAGUGAUAAUUAGUAUAAUUAAAUCUCGGGCUAAUUCUGUUUAAUUUAAAAGAAUUUGCGUUUUAUAACAUAAAUUUUACAAAUUAAAUUAAUAUUUGCUUUCUAAUUUUUAUAGAAGUGAGAUUUUUUUAAAUUUCGAAAAUAAAAUAUUUAUAUAUAAUUUUUUUUUUUAAAAAAAAUUUAAACCCCUCUCCGUGUGUGAACAAAAUUUUUUUUAUUAACUCACGGAGGGGCUAGAUUUGCAAGUCUACCCAUCUCAUUGUGAGCUGGAUAUUUUAUUUUAUUUUUUUUUACUUUUUACCUCUAUAAUUUUUCACAUUUCCCAAUUUCUAUAAAAUAUAGGAAUUUUCUAUUAAAAUGAAUAUUUAUUUCAUAAUAUAAUGUUUAUUCCAAUUCCUGUUGAUCUUACUCAUCCCUGCUUUCAAGAAUAG
Messenger RNA from Blepharisma stoltei, 696 nucleotides. Lineage: Eukaryota; Ciliophora; Heterotrichea; Heterotrichida; Blepharismidae. The record is from the annotation of a GenBank genome assembly.